AUGGGAGACUAUGGUCCUGGCGUCUUGCCUCCCAAGACGAAUAUCACGGACAUUCCGCCGCCGCCCUCAACGGCUCGUGAUGAAAUCUCAGUCCUGGUGACCGGUUUUGGUCCUUUUAAAACGAAUCUCGUCAAUGCCUCCUACUUAAUAGCAUCAUCACUCCCCUCAUCCUUUGACUUUCCGUUGGAAGCUUCCUCCGAAGAUGGCAUCACCACACGUCGAGUCUCCAUUCAUGUUCACCCGACCCCCAUCCCCGUCGCCUACUCGACAGUCCAGUCCACCCUUCCCAGCAUCAUCGAAGAUUAUGUCAGGACGCAUGGCGGCCGCCGGCCGGAUAUUGUAAUCCACAUGGGCAUUGCAGCAACGCGAUCGUACUAUUCCGUGGAAACACAGGCCCACCGGGACUCUUACCAUAUGUCGGACAUUAAAGGUCGCGCCGGAUAUGAAGACGGUGAGCGGAUCUGGAGGGAUCUCGGCCUCCCCCCGGUCCUCCGACCUGGGCGUGGAAGCACCACGACACAGAUAACAUCCACCAGUCCAUCGAAGCAACUGUUGAACCCUCAUCCUCCGGAUGACGACUUUCUGAAAUCGUGGAAGGCCUUUGCGGCCCCAGGAACGGACGUUCGCAUCUCGCACGACGCCGGCCGUUACCUGUGCGAGUUUAUCUACUAUGCGAGCAUGGCGCUGGCCUUCCGAGAAGGCCACGAUCGUAAUGUUGUCUUUUUCCAUGUGCCGGCAGGCUGUAAUGACGCCGACGUGCAGAAGGGCCGGGAUGCCGCCAUCGCAUUGAUCCAGGCGCUAAUACAGCGCUGGAUCGACCAGUCGGUCUAG
Molecule: messenger RNA, 831 nt
Organism: Aspergillus terreus NIH2624
Lineage: Eukaryota; Fungi; Ascomycota; Eurotiomycetes; Eurotiales; Aspergillaceae
Product: putative pyroglutamyl peptidase type I
Exons: 2
Coding region: 1-831 (276 amino acids)
Biological process (GO): proteolysis
Source: RefSeq, a predicted model, not a curated record